Candidula unifasciata is the source of this 2081-nucleotide messenger RNA. The record is from the annotation of a GenBank genome assembly. NCBI's taxonomy places the organism in Eukaryota, Metazoa, Mollusca, Gastropoda, Stylommatophora, Geomitridae.
CUGGAGACUCUUUCACCUGGUGCUCCACACAGCACCCCAGCAGAACUCAGUGAUGGAGUGGCUAUAGCACAGGCACUGAGCUCCAUAGUGCCGAGCUUCUUUACCCAGAUGUGGUUGUCAAAGAUCAGAGCUGAAGAUGUCAGUAACUGGAGGCUCAAGGUCACAAACUUAAAGAAAAUCUUGAAAGGGUUACUGGAGUAUAAUUUAGAGGUCUUAGGUGUCACAAUGCAGGGCUUUCAGAUGCCAGAUGUGAAUGCUAUAGCUGAGCAUGCCGAUGCCAGAGAACUAGGUCGGCUGCUGCAGUUGGUGCUAAAUGUGGCCAUAAACUGUGAUAACAAACAUGAGUACAUACAGACCAUCAUGAGUAUGGAGGAAGCUGUGCAGCAGAGCAUUAAGAAUGCCAUACAAGAGCUGAUGAACAAAGAGGCCGCACCUGGGGAUGAUGUAGAGACAGAGAUUCAAGAGCAGCUGAAGAAAACCGUGGAGGAACUAAAUAGUGCAUUAGAAGCUAAAGAAGAACUUCUUCAGCGCUGCCAUGAAUUAGAUGCUCAGGUUGCAAGUUUACAAGAAGAAAGAGUCAGUCUUCUGACUGACAAAGAACGUCUCGAGGAAAGACUUCAGAUGGCAGAAAGCCUCGAAGAUCUGAGCACGCCUGCAGGGAAAAGACUAGCACAGCUGCAGCAUCAAGUGGAGAGUUUACAAGAGGAGCUGUACAAGUUAGAGUCUAGUAAAGAUGAUUACAGAAUCAAAUACGAGCUUUUGAACAGGGAUGUCAUAGAACUAAGAGACAAGAAUGCAGAGCUGAAUAAACUGGCUGUAGAAUCUCGUGCCAUGAAAGACGAGCUGGAUAUAUUGCGGCAUACCUCCGACCAGUUGGUGAAAUCUGAGUCCACACUAGAGUCAUACAAGAAAAAGUUAGAGGAUCUAAGUGACUUGAAAGGACAAAUGAAGUUGUUGGAGGAGAAGAAUACCAAAUACAUGCAGCAGCAGAUUGAGAUGGAAGAGGAGCUGAAAAGGGUGGUAACUCUAAAACAACAGCUGGAAUCCUACAAAAGACAGACACUGGAAUUGCAGAGCAAGAUGGCAGAAGAAACUAAACGGGCUGACAAAGCUGAAUUUGAAUUUAAAAGAAUGCAAGAGAAGCUGGCAACAUUACAUCGAGAAAAAGAGAGAAUACAGACAGAGAGGGAUUCCCUGAGGGAAAUGAAUGAUGAGCUCAAAUGUACCCAGCUGCAGACGUCUGGUCUAGGUUUGCCUGGGGAUCUGGAAAGUUCUAAUGUUGCUGAGAUGUUGUCACUAACACCAGAGAUCAAAGAGAGGUUGUUGAGGCUGGAGCAUGAGAAUAAGAUGCUGAAGAUGGGGUCAUCUGCUGGUCUUGAUGAGCAAGCGCUUGUUAAUGCUGAUCUUCUGGAUGAGGCGAAUGCCAAGAAGAAUGAACUGGAGACAGAUGUCAGAUUGCUGAAUCAGGAGUUGAUGAAAGUCAAAGCUGCCUUAGAAGACCUUCAGGAGAAUGAAAAGUCUGCAACUGCUGCUAGCAGCUCAGAGUUUGUCUCCACGAAAAGAAAGCUAACUGAAGCAGAGCUGAAGCUAGAAGAGAAGGAGCGACAGCUGAAACAGAAACAGGCACAAAUAGAUGAGCUCAAUGUCCACUUGACCCGUGGCAAUGAAAAAGUCAUGGAUCUAACUGAGCAGUUGGCAAGGAAAGAUGAAGAAAUCAGAGUAAUGGAGGGAAAGUAUCGAAAAUACCUAGAGAAAGCAAAACAAGUGAUAAAGAGUUUAGACCCAAGGCAAAGUUCUGAAUCGUCUGCAGAAUUAUUGACGUUGAAGGCCCAGUUACAAGAUCGAGAUACAUACAUCAAAUUCCUUGAGAAAGACCAAGAAAAGAUGAGGUCUGUGAGAGACCAAGAAGAGAAAUUAAUCGUCACUGCUUGGUAUAAUCUGGGCAUGCAGUUACAUCGACAGGCAGCAGAAGAGCGUCUGGCCAACAGUUCCGUGGGCCAAUCAUUUCUAGCCCGCCAGCGACAAGUCCACACACGAAGAGCCAAUACAGUGAACUCGAUACACAGUUCCACCGGUCCAAG